AUGCCACUGACGAAAAUCUGCAACCAAUGGCCGAGUGGUAUUCCAUCCUAUGUUCGCGGCCACAAGAAACCUGUGGAUGAGUUGGAACCCACUACGCGCGUCUGGAGGCACUUUGUCCGGGAAGAGUGGACUCCAGCGGCGAUGGGGAUCAGCAGAGAUGGACCCUCAUCGAGAUGGGCAACUACGGAUCAGAAGCUGCGUGAUGUGGGGUUCCAACACUCUCUUUCUGGAAGAAUGGACAUAGCUAUCAAUCCCGCGCGCCGGAACGAUUUGCUGUUCGAUCUAGCAAAUACCCCCAAGAUCCAAGCACUACUGGCGAACUAUCUUAUCUCAUUAUUCUCAUGGGAUGGAUCAAUCGAUGUUGUUACACAUAUAUGCCAGGAAAUUGUGACGUUGAUGCCCAUUAACGACAACUUGUCUACUUCCAACCUAUUAGAAUUCCGCGAAAGCGUUGCCCGACCUAACUUUCUCGAUAUGUACAUGGCCCAAGAUGGAACGCUGUUAUCCUCUGACUCUUUCCCGAAAUUGAUCAUUGACGACCGGACCCUCGAGUCGGGCUUACUUCUCUGA
Penicillium canariense is the source of this 570-nucleotide messenger RNA. RefSeq lists its product as uncharacterized. The transcript has 3 exons. The record is from RefSeq and is a predicted model, not a curated record. Bases 1 to 570 code for a protein of 189 amino acids. Lineage: Eukaryota; Fungi; Ascomycota; Eurotiomycetes; Eurotiales; Aspergillaceae.